CAUGUCCACUCCUCAAUAAUCGAAGUUUUAAUUCGCAUUUCGAAGUGGAAACAAUAUUAUUCAACUUGGAGAUGCCGAGGUCGGUGAAUUAAUUGAUGAUGGAGUCUGUCAAUCGUCCGGGGGACGAACCGGUGGAGCCUGAGUUCAUCCUCGGGCAGUUGAACAUCGCACGCCGAGAGAUUCACAAUUUGAGACAACAAAUUAAGAGCCUCAGGUACAUAUUCGAGAAGGAUGUGAACGGUAUAAAGAGACUCAUCGGUCUCAACUCAGGAGCCAGUACCCCAGGGGACGAUCUGACUCCUGUGGAGCCGACGACGUCGACUUCCCAACCGGUGGAUACGUCCUGCGUGUCCAUGACACCCAUCGGAGUUAUCAAUACCGGAUUCCCCAAUAAAAGAGCGACUCCGAGGCAGUCGGGAAUCGGCAGGGACAUGUGUGGGAAGAUCACGUUAUUUAACACCGUUUUCACUAAUCCGGAGCAUGCGUUGAAUGGACUGCAGGAGUUCUCACACAUGUGGAUACUCUUCCACUUCCAUCGUAACGAGUCGACCCACAUCCGUGCAAAAGUGGCCCCCCCUCGCCUCAACGGCGUGCGAACCGGAGUGUUCUCCACGCGCUCCCCGCACCGUCCCUGCCCGAUCGGUCUCAGUCUCGUAAAAAUCCUGGAGAUCGAGGAUAACACGAUCCUCUUCGAGGGAGUGGACACAGUGGACGGUACCCCAGUGCUGGACAUAAAGCCCUACAUUCCCCAGUACGACAGUCCCCUGCACGUCGAGCACGUGCUGAAGGGCGAGACGAACGGCAACCCUGAGGAGCAACUCGAGGAGAGCGUCGAAAUAAUGAGUGAACCACCGAGAGAAGACGUAUCAGGAGACGAGGAGCUGGCCCUGAGGCUUCAGGCGGAGGAGUUUGAGAACUCCUCGACCCUCGAGAGCUCUCCAGGGGCCCUCGAGGCUGAGUAUUUACUUCCCCAGGUGGACAAUCCCCCAGGAAACGAUUCCUCGAUUCCCCCAGGGGCUGGGGAUGAGGAUCCCAGGAAUUCUCGACUGCUGGACGGAGCUGAUGGCCCCAGUGCAGUCUGUGGAACCGACAUGGACUUCCUCAACCGAAGAAUGCUGAACCUGAGGCACGACAACUCCCCAGUGAGGAUGGGAGUGCGCGAGGCUCCCGAUGGCGAAGAGGGACUCGAGUCCCAGGCGCUAAGGCCCUCCCAGACUGUAUCUAAUAUUCAGAAUAUCCCUGCUGGGGCCUCCAGGGUCAGCACCAGCAGUCUACAGAAUCUAAGCGAAGGGGCUGAGGCCCUGGAGCAAGUCGACGUCAGAGUGCCCGACUGGAUCAGCCAGUCUGGAUCUAGAUCUCUGUCCGUUGUCUUCAAUGAGAGGGCUUUGAGACAGCUGAAUGAAAUUGUUAAUGACAAGACGGAGGAGCAGAAGAGGGCCAUUGAGAAUGUCCUCAAGGAGGACCCCAGGUCUGUCUACCUCAGGCAGAGGUGGGCCAAUCAGUUUUAUACUUUUCUCAUUCAUGAUUUACAUAUUAGCUGUAGGUUCGAUGACAGCAGGGGAAUUGUCACUGUUUUUCAAGUCAGACCUGCUGGCAGAAUCUGCGACUGUGGGGAACCUGAGUGGCAGUGUCUCGGGCACUCGCCUGUUUCGUAAUUGCGGGGAGAAUUUUGUAUUCAAUUUUUUUUAUUUAGGAGAGAAGUUAAUGAUAAUAUAGGGAUUAUGGAGUUUUUGGAGCAAGUGAGAUAAAAUGUUUUGGUUGUUCUUGAAUUAUCCUUGAAAGGGUGCGAUUUGGGGAAAAUGUUGAGAAACACUUUUUGGAGGAAAUUUAAUUAUGCACGAAAAAGAUUCUUUGAUAUUUCCUCCUAGGACCAACCGUUUUCGAGAUAAAUAGACAAUUCAAAAAAUUGUUAAUUCGAAUUUGUGUAAAAUUCAAUUUUCUUGGCAUUUCCUCAUAAAUAACGACAAAAAAUUCGCGCAAAUGUAAAAUUGAUUUAUUUACUUAAGAAGGAAAGUAUAAUUCACGUGAACUCAUGGAAAAUUACGUGUACAAUCUGAUGGUGGCAUCAGCCCCAGCCGAGAAAACCCAGGGUUGAAUAGGAUGGAAUGCGACAUCCAGAAUGCCAAAGUCGUUGUAAGCCUCGUGAUUGGAGAACCUCUUGAGAGGGACAAUGAGUGGAUUCUGGAGAAGAUCGCUGCAAUUAAAAAUACCAUAAAAUUAGAAAACUAUUUUGAAGCUAUUCAGACAUUUCUCAAGGCUUAUUCUCACUUGUAAACCAUUCCAUGAGAGACAAUGAGGCCUCUGUCAUCAGCACCAGAUGCAAAUAGAGGAUAACGUUUGUGAAAUGCCACUCCACGCACUCCAGUACCAUGCAAUCUCAAUGUCUGAUAGGGCUUUGUACUUAAAUCCAUGUCAAACCAAAGCAUUUUACGAUCGUAUGUACCAACGAGUACAUUAUCACCAGCUGAAAGUUGAUUUAAUAAAUUAUUGAAGUAAAAAAUGUUUAAACACACUCAAUGAGUUUUUCUAUUAUUAAUUUUACAAUUGUUUGAGUUAUUAUUUUUUUAUUUACCUGGAUGAAUGGCCAUUGUUGAUAUCCACUGGCAUCCAGACAACAAUUUCUUUAUCAUCUCUUGUUUCUUGAGGUCAUAAAUACGAAUGUGUCUUUGAGUCUGAAAUAUUUGAAUAUUUUUAUUGAAUUUCCAUUCACUUCAAUUCAAAAUCAGAGAUGAAUGUUGUCAUUCUACAUUAUUUAUUUACUGUGAUUUAUCAAAAUGAAAUUAAACGGCCACUUCAUAAAAAUUAA
Messenger RNA from Diachasma alloeum, 2806 nucleotides. RefSeq names its product tRNA (adenine(37)-N6)-methyltransferase. The coding region runs from base 96 to 1655 and encodes 519 amino acids. NCBI's taxonomy places the organism in Eukaryota, Metazoa, Arthropoda, Insecta, Hymenoptera, Braconidae. The record is from RefSeq and is a predicted model, not a curated record. The transcript has 3 exons.